Penicillium canariense is the source of this 579-nucleotide messenger RNA. Its product is annotated as CFEM domain-containing protein. Bases 1 to 579 code for a protein of 192 amino acids. The transcript has 3 exons. NCBI's taxonomy places the organism in Eukaryota, Fungi, Ascomycota, Eurotiomycetes, Eurotiales, Aspergillaceae. The record is from RefSeq and is a predicted model, not a curated record.
AUGAAGCUCACUCAGUUCACUCUGGCCACUGCCACUCUGCUGGCGACUGUCGCCGCACAGGGUUUGGGUGACCUGCCCACCUGCGCGCAAUCCUGCGCGACCAGCUCGAUUCCGGCCAACUGUGGCCUCGAUAUCCAGUGCAUCUGCGCUGACCAGUCAUUCCUGAGCGACAUCGCCUGCUGUGUAGCUGACAAGUGCUCCCAGGCAGACCAAGAGACUACUCUCAAGGUGGCCAAGGGGAUCUGCGCUAGCGGCGGCGUGACCAAUUUGCCCAGCACCAUCUCCUGCCCGUCGACUGCGUCCUCCAGCGGGACCUCCGAGAGCAUGACCGAGACUAUGACUGCAACCAUGAGCUCCACUGCGACUGACACCACUCUUGUCGGCUCUGUUACCUCCACCAUGACUGAGGCUUCGACCACUAGCUCAGGCUCCACCGGCGCUUCAACCCAGGCCGCGUCGUCCUCCUCGGCCGCUACCAAGGCCGCUGCUACCACCGGCGCUGCGAUUCUUGGUCAGAACAAGGACUCCUCCCUCAUGGCUGCUGCCGGGGCUGCUGCCGCCUUUGCCUUCUUCGUCUAG